This is a messenger RNA of Notolabrus celidotus (New Zealand spotty), 1810 nucleotides long. It is a transcript of the gene unc119a1, whose product is annotated as unc-119 homolog a (C. elegans). The coding region runs from base 272 to 889 and encodes 205 amino acids. Gene Ontology annotation, molecular function: lipid binding. Lineage: Eukaryota; Metazoa; Chordata; Actinopteri; Labriformes; Labridae. Gene Ontology annotation, biological process: positive regulation of protein tyrosine kinase activity; negative regulation of caveolin-mediated endocytosis; nervous system development. The record is from RefSeq and is a predicted model, not a curated record. The transcript has 5 exons. Gene Ontology annotation, cellular component: centrosome; intercellular bridge; spindle midzone.
GUGAGAGAGCCGAUGAGCCUCGAGCGAGGGAGGGUGGGAGCCGAGGGCUGAUUUUUAUCUUUUACCGGAUCGAGAAGGGGAGGAGGCAGGGAGAAUGAGUUAUUCUUGUAGCAGCACAGAGCCUGUUUGCUGCACGGUGUAUUAGCCAGCGCGCGUCUAAAGGCUGCGACGCAACUAAAUCGGCUCCUGCGGCGACGAAGCCGAGAGAGAGAGCAUCAGAAAGGCUCAGCUCCUGUCAGGUCGCGCACCGAUCAGCCCUCUUCUGUUGGACAUGAAAGUGCAGCAAGGCUGCAACUCAGCAGACAUGGGGAUCCCGGUAACUACUGAAGAAGAACUGCGCAGAAAUACCGUAAUAACGCCCGAAGAUGUGCUGGGGCUGCAGAAGAUAACCAAGAAUUAUCUUUGUUCUCCAGAGGAAAAUGUCCACAUGAUCGACUUCACCAGGUUUAAGAUCCGUGACAUGGAAACAGGAACAGUCCUCUUUGAGAUCACAAAGCCUCCAACACCAGCAGGAGGCAGGAAGCAAUGUGACCCUAAUGCUGGCCGUUUUGUCCGAUACCAGUUCACUCCAGCCUUCCUGCAGUUGCGGCAGGUUGGGGCAACAGUGGAGUUCACAGUUGGAGACACACCCAUCAACAAUUUCCGAAUGAUUGAGAGACACUAUUUCCGUGAUCAGCUGCUCAAGAGCUUUGAUUUCGAGUUUGGCUUCUGCAUGCCCAGCAGCAAGAACACAUGCGAGCACAUCUACGAGUUCCCGGCGCUGUCUGAGGAUAUCAUGCAAGAGAUGAUCCUGCACCCUUAUGAGACGCAGUCCGACAGCUUCUACUUUGUGGACAACAAGCUGGUGAUGCACAACAAGGCAGACUAUUCCUACAGUGGGGGGCCGUAGAAGAAGACAACCCUUCAUCAUUUACUUCUCCCUGUUUUAGACAUUUUCCAUUAUCCAUAAACCUCUUCAGGACCAGAAACAGAUGAAUUAAUGGACGAUUCACACUCUUGUCUCUACUGUUAACUCAAUGGUUUUACAUUCAGGUAUUAAGCUGCCAGACCAAUAGAUUUUCUCCCUCUGCCUCUUUGCAGGAACAUUGAAUUCUAGCAGUUUUAGCAUCAGCGUGUGUGUGUGUGUGUGUGUGUGUGUGUGUGUGUGUGUGUGUGUGUGUGUGUGUGUGUGUGUGUGUGUGUGUGUGCGUGUGUGAGUGUGUGGGCAGCGAACACAUGCGGUGUCUGUACAUGCUGUUGAUUUCAGUCUGUGUACGUGGGUUCCUCUUGGUCAUCAGGAAAACUUUGAGUCAUUUACAUUUUGUAGGUUUUGAUAGUGACAAACAUGAAGGAAAGAAGGGGACUGUGAGCGUUAUAUGUCUUAAUGAAACCAGAGGCACAAAGACAGAAAUGACUUUAUUAAUAAUGAACCCAUAGAGAUUAAUAUUCCUCUAGUUUGUGUAGGAAUCUUACCGCUGAAGUCUCUUGAAUUUCUUGUAGCACACAUCUGAAUGACUUUGGUCUGCCAUCGUUCAUUUGAAUGACAAACAGAAACGUGUAUAUUGUCUGUGUAAAUGUGUCAUUUGUUGUGUGUUUUCAUGUUCAUAGUACUACUAUAAUUACUUCAGGAGUUUUUUUUAAGGAAAUAGCAUAUUUAAAGUGUCAGACACCUUCUUUAGCCAGAAGUCAGAUACCAGUUUUGAUAUCUGGUAUGUCCUCUGUAGUACUGAACACUGUGUGUACUUUAAUUAUGAUUCAUGUUUUAAGUAUGUGUGUAAAGUUUUGACAGCGAGAAUUCCAUCACUGCAAUAAAUACAGGAUUUUUUCGAAA